This is a messenger RNA of Heterotrigona itama, 1875 nucleotides long. The record is from the annotation of a GenBank genome assembly. Lineage: Eukaryota; Metazoa; Arthropoda; Insecta; Hymenoptera; Apidae.
AUGGCGGACGACAGCCACGAGAACGGCACGAGCAACGGCGACGUCCCCGAGAUCGAGUUGAUCAUCAAGGUGAGUUUAUACCACGCGUGGAGCGAAGACGAGGAAGAAGGAAGAGAUAGAGGAAAAAGGCGAUCGUUUCGUGCACGAUAUGGGCGUGGAACGAACGACUGGUUUUCUUCCUGUCGACUUUCUUCUUCUUCCUUUCGAUAUUUCUUCUUUCUCUUCGUCUUCCAUCCGGCGGCGAAACGACCGUCCCUGACAAAGAUACAUAGCGCGCAUCGUUUAUCAUACCGAAAAUAGAAAAGCUGCUUCUGCUGACCGUUUGUGAGUAGCGUCGAACCCAUUCGUUCUCUUUCGUCUUUGUUUUUCUUAUCCUUUCUGCGAUUCGGUCGGUCGAUCAAUCCGUUGAUCGAUCGGACGUCGAUGUCAGAAUCGAUCCCGGUGACAAUGAGUCGAACUUUGAUACGUUGCUCGAACAUGGUGGCGGAGCACGAAAGGCGUUGCUCCAAAGCUUUUUUCAUAUUCGUCGAUGACUAAUUGCAAGCACAAGGAGCAUCCGACGAAUGUAUCUGUAUACAUACGGAACACCAUUUCUUAUGGAGGAAAGCGAUAUAACGCUGCUCGAAGAAACACACACGUACGUACUUGUAGACAGGGAUUCUGGUUGGCCGCGUUUUCUACGUCAUUGGCUCUUCUGUAGAAGAAAGAAACCCUUGACUCUUAUCUCUUGCAUGCGAGAUAUAUUUUCACGAUAAUGCAUUUCUUUUUUUUUUCUUGUUUCCUUUUUUUAGCUGGUUUGCUUUUACUUUGGCGGACCGAGCGUUCCUUACUCCCCAUCUCUUUCUUUUUUCCCGCCUUCGAAAAUGCAAGCAAGAUAUCGUAGCGAGCACGACGACGCAUUUACAUGGGCCGUAUCGACCUAUAGUCGCGCAGCGUUCGAUUCCAAUCGAGAACGAACUCGAUUCCAUUUCUCGGAACGCUCUUUCACCAUAUUUUCUGGGAAAACAUCUCCUUAGAGGGAAAGAGGCUUCCAUCGAUUGUCCAAUUACGAGUCGUCGAUUAAACUUUCGCCAGUUGGGUCGGUUGAAUCCGGCCUCGGACUUGCUUUACCUCUGUACGUCGUUCCUAAUCGUGCGUUGGCUAUUUCAGGCAAUGUCAAACGCGCUAAUCUUAUCUCAUCUACUCGUUUGGCAGUGUGACGCGUGUUUCCUCAUAAAUAGCUCUCUUUCGCAUCGUUGCUGGGAUUCUAACAUAUAAAUAAAUAAUUAGGUAAAUAUACGGAAAUUUAUUAUUUCGUCAAAUAUGUACGUCUUACGAGAUCAUUCAAAUUUUUAUUGAAGGAUCAAUUCACGUCUUUUUGGAACUGUUAUUUCGAGUUUGAGAACAGCUUGAAAGUUUUCAUGAGUUCAAACUAGUUUGAAAGUAUCCUAUGGAAGUAAGUAUUACACUGUUCUUCAGAUGUUUUAGAUUAGAUACGAAGAGAUCAAAGUUUUGAGUUUAAAGGGAUUCGGUCGUUGAUAUCAGAUUUUAAGCGCUCAAGGUGCCCUUAACCUAUUAAUCGGAUUAAGUCUAUAAUUAAAUUUAUGAUCACAAAAUCAAGAAGAAACAAAUCAAUCUUUGAUAUUUACGAAUUAGGUAGAAUUUAUUUUCAACUGAGAUGAAAUUCCUUGUUCAAAUCUAUAAGUGAAAAAAUUAUGUACUCUGUAUGCCUGAAAGGUUAGGUUUAGAUUAGGUUUAGGUAUAUAUGAGAAGAAUUAAUUCGUUUUCCUCGGUUAACAGGUUAAGAAUUUGCAAAUAAAAGAAAUAUUGAAGCAUACUCUUCCGUGAUCCUAAUUUUCAUGCUUCGAAUGCCUCUGGAUUUUUUUAAUCGCAAAC